CCCCAUCUCGAAGUCAAAUAUCCGGACGUUUCUACCUUCUAACCACCCUCCAAGGCACGGUCCUACACAUGAAGCGUAUGUAUACUCCUACUCUAUGCAUGUAGCACACCACUCCGCCAAAAUCCUUUUUUCACAGAAAAAGUGGCGAUGGGGAGGAGAUGUAACUGUAUUCAUAUCUUUCGUAUCUUCAUAUCUUUUUUUCGUUUACCCUGUUCUUGGUACCCACAACGAACACCGAAGCUUUUGUGGAUUAAAAAGCUUCCAGCUCUCUCUCCUGCACGUCUUCCUUAUCCUUAUCCUUUUUUCUUUUUUCUUUUUUUUUCUUCUUCCGCACUCCUUUUCAUACGCGUUACGCCACCAGUGCCUCUUUGCUUCUUGGUUCCCAUAUUUCUCCGUGCUCUGCUUCCCUCGAUCUUCCCACUCCAAUAAUAACGCCAUCGGGUUUAAUCUCACUCGUCCAAAGAGACCAGAACCAUCAUCCUCCACACCCCUCUUUCACCACUUUCUCCAUCAUUUUUUUUUUCUUUUUCAUUUUCUUUUUUUUCUUCGUAUUUUCGGAUGCUCAUGCUUAUUUUAUUCUAGGUGAAAAGUAAUAAAAAUAAAUAAAAAAAAGUGCUGAUCUAAUAAAAGGCGUGCAUCAACAAAAACGCGCCUACUCCUCGACCGUGAUCGACCAUCCUUUGCUCAGCAACCUUCUCCAU
This is a messenger RNA of Gamsiella multidivaricata, 701 nucleotides long. RefSeq lists its product as uncharacterized. The coding region runs from base 95 to 586 and encodes 163 amino acids. Lineage: Eukaryota; Fungi; Mortierellomycota; Mortierellomycetes; Mortierellales; Mortierellaceae. The transcript has a single exon. The record is from RefSeq and is a predicted model, not a curated record.